AUCGAUUCAAAUUUGGAACAUAUCCUCCUUCUCGGGGCGGCACUAAUCGGGUCGGGUCUCGAAAUUUAAUCCGCCCAAUUCUUUUUUCUCUCUUAAUUAACUAGGGUUUUACACUUUUACCUGCCUCCCCAUACAUAAACCCUGCCUUACCCUCUUCUAGUCUCCUCUCCACAACCUUACACAGCACACUCUGGCGAUCCACAGAGAGAAGACAUUUACACAGUUCGUGGGCAGAGAUCUGCCGUCUGAGAACGAUGAACACCCCAAGGUCUGCCGUCUGCAAAUGAAGCGAAGCUUUAGGUUAUCAAUAACGUGCGCGCCAAAGUUUUGAGAAGAUGAUGAGAAUAAGAAGCAAUAAGUACGGGUUGUUGGUAUGUAGUGUGGUACUCGUUUUAGCAGUAAGCAUAAAUGGAAACAGUAUAACCUGCAAGAGCCGGAAAAGCCCUUGCUUUCUGAAGCACCUCUAUUGCCCCGUCGAAUGCCCUUCCACAACACCUUCUACCUCUGCAUCAAAAGUUUGUUACCUCGACUGCAAUUCUCCCCUCUGCCAACCUCAGUGUCGGAACAGGAAGCCGAAUUGCAAUAGCCCGGGAGCAGCAUGCUUGGACCCGCGAUUCAUCGGCGGGGAUGGAAUCGUCUUCUACUUCCACGGCAAGAGAAACCAACAUUUCACCUUGGUUUCCGACUAUAACCUCCAAAUCAACGCCCAUUUCAUCGGCCUAAGACCCGCCGGCCGGCCGCGAGACUACACGUGGAUUCAGGCCCUGGGAAUCCUCUUCAACGCCCACUCCUUCUCCGUCGAGGCCACAAAGGCCACAAAAUGGGACCCCCAAAUCGAUCACCUCGCCUUUUACCACAACGGCUUCCAACUACCCAUCCCCCAAGAUUACACGUCAUCAUGGGAAUCCUCGGACAGGAGCAUUAAGGUUGAAAGAACGUCGGCCGCGAACAGCGCCCUCAUCACGCUCAGCGAAACCGCGGAGAUUUCGGUCAACGUUGUACCCGUUACUAAGGAAGACGACAGAGUGCAUAACUACCAGAUUCCGUCCGACGAUUGCUUUGCUCAUUUGGAAGUUCAGUUUAGAUUCUUUGGCCUGUCGGAUAGGGUAGAAGGCGUGCUGGGGCGGACUUACCGGCCGGAUUUUGAAAACCCGGCGAAACCGGGCGUUGCAAUGCCCGUUGUGGGAGGGGAAGACAAGUACCGGACGGCGUCGCUUUUGUCGCCGGAGUGUAAACUCUGCAUUUUCUCGUCUCCGGCUGCCGGAGUUUUGAAUGAGUAUCCGGGUGUGAAAAACUACGGCGGCGCCUUGGAUUGCUCCGGGGGAUUAAACAGCGGCAAUGGCAUUGUUUGCAGGAAAUAAUAGUUAUUGUGGAUCAACAAAUUAUAAGUUCUGCGUUGCUUUUCAUUUUGAUUAAUAAGGCAAACUGCAAAGCCAGUGAUGGAUGAAUUGUGUAAUGUAACUUAUUACAUUCUAGUGUUUCACCGGUAAUUUCUUUAA
Messenger RNA from Ipomoea triloba (trilobed morning glory), 1499 nucleotides. RefSeq lists its product as uncharacterized. Bases 336 to 1361 code for a protein of 341 amino acids. NCBI's taxonomy places the organism in Eukaryota, Viridiplantae, Streptophyta, Magnoliopsida, Solanales, Convolvulaceae. The record is from RefSeq and is a predicted model, not a curated record. The transcript has 4 exons.